Molecule: messenger RNA, 399 nt
Organism: Microthlaspi erraticum
Lineage: Eukaryota; Viridiplantae; Streptophyta; Magnoliopsida; Brassicales; Brassicaceae
Source: the annotation of a GenBank genome assembly
AUGUUCAUGCCUUCCCGACGUCCAAAAGUCAUGAUUCUUAUAUGGAAAGAUAGAUAUUUGAGUCGUGACCCGCGGCGAAGUGGAAAGAGGUCAUUUGGAUCACUCGUUGGACCGGAACUUAUUUUCUACCAAGACAUGUCCGACGAGCGCCUAAGUAGAGCCCAUGGAGACUUUGAUGGAUCAAGAGGCCCGGAUACCGCGCCCAAGGCCUUGGCUCAUCUUGACACUAGCAUAACUCAAUCCAGAAGCUUCCAUUGGCCUGAACGGCCCAUUCAAGAACUUGGAGAGCAAGCUCAAGCGGCUAAAGAGAAAUGGAAACUUUCCUCUUCUGCGCGCGCUCAACUUUGCCGACCUAGACCCGCUCUCUACCUAUAUAUACUUGCUUUUAGCCUCUUGUAA